AGUUGCAUGAAAACUGACAACUCAUUUCAACCCACAUAGAAAUUAAUAAUUCUAUAAGACGGAGAAUGAAAAAUGAUAUUAAAGAAUAGUAGACCAAAAAUAACCUCGGGGACUCUGUAAAAAAUCCGAAAUUUCAAAUUUUUUGAACACACAACUAUUGUUCACGACAUGAAGUUUAAUACAAUCUCGACGUUUCCAUCAGGAUAACAAUUAUGAGCAAGUCGUCUAAAUCGCAAAGCCAAUCGAAAGCUUCAUCAAGUGACGGAGCUGUGUGCCCGCCAACGGCUUGCUCCACCAGUCUCCUCACCGCCGAACAGCUCACCGAUCCUCCACAAAUCCCGACGGCCUUGUCCAACUCGGUCAACACUGCGAUUGGUGGAACUCCAUCCGACUUUGAGUCGAACUCCGGGCUAUCUGACACCUCGGCAGGAUCGGGCCGCGCCAACUCGGCCGUUUCCGAGACGACCACAGCAAUGUCGGCGACGUCUCCGGAGAUUAUUAUGAAUGAUCUUCGAAAAGGAAGCCUGUUUGGCCGACAGAAAGGGAGUCUGGCUACCACGGAUGGAGGGCCCCAGAGUGUUACUAUCAUUACUUUCUCGAACAAUGUGAGUACGGCGGCUGUGGCCAGCAGUUUCGAAUUUUUCCAGACUAACAUGUCAACUGCUUCCCAGCCCACCAGCCUCGAUGACAAAUCCCAAAAGUCGCAGAAAACUGGAUCAAUGAAGACUGGAAUUCCGAUGAGAUCGCCUGGAUCUUCCAUGGCUGGCAAAGGUGCGAUGUCUCGUAAAAAGUCGCCGAAAAAGCAGAUGGAUGCUCUGAAGAAAGAGCAAGUGCCGGCUGCUCCGGAUUUCUCAAAAAAAUCCAAAAAAUCUAAGAAAUCGAAGAAGUCGAAAAAGGCCAGAGUUGCGAGAAAACCCAGAAUGCCCAAGAGUUCUGUAGAUUCUACCAGCUCUUCAGACGAAUCAGGAAAAUCGGCAAAAUCUGCGAAAUCUACAAAAAUGGCCAAGAAAUUGGUUUGUCCGGCUCCUCCUAUGAAUGCGGACUUCUCGAAAAAGUCGACAAAAUCUGGAAAAUCUGCGAAAAUCGCGAAGAAAGUUGCUGCUCCGGUGGCUCCAGCAGUGGAUGGAGACUUUUCCAAAAAGUCGAAAAAAUCAGUGGCCAAAAAGUCCGAGGCACCGCCGGCUUUUGGACAAUCUGGAGUUGUGAAGAAGGGGGACAAGCAAAAGCAGAACGAUAGUGUAUACUUCCCAGGUGUCAAUAACCCUUCUACUGCCAAGUUCGGAAAAUCAGCUAGCUGUAAGCCUGGUCAAGCCUCGACCUACAAUUUCCCGGGUGCCGGAAAAUGCGCCCGUCGUAUGGAUGAGGUGGCUCCACCGACUCCAAAAUUGAAUGCAGGCGACGCAAGCCACUGUGUCUACAAUGUUGCUCAACUUCCACCGGCUCAGCGACGCAUGCCACCUCCGAUUGCUACUGGAGCUCCAAAGUCGCUUUUCGGGACUCGUAAGGCCAAGACAGCUCCGAAUCCGGUUCCAGCUCCUCAUGUCAUGAGCAACACUGUUGCUCCGACUGCUCCAAAUGCUUCAACCAGAAACAAGAUCGUCGUCUUUGGCACCACGCCUGAUGGAAAGUCAACGAUCCAAAUGACAAUCGACAUGAAGGUGGUGGCCGGGGAAAUGCUCAAAGGCUCGGAUCAGCCGGUGGACUUGGUCCCCAAGAAGGUCGUGGUUGCCGGACAGGAAAUCACAGUUGAUUCCAAGUCGAAGAACGAAAAAAAUGAAAUGCCCCUUUGA
Molecule: messenger RNA, 1790 nt
Organism: Caenorhabditis elegans
Lineage: Eukaryota; Metazoa; Nematoda; Chromadorea; Rhabditida; Rhabditidae
Gene: Y37E11B.10
Product: BRCT domain-containing protein
Exons: 10
Coding region: 213-1790 (525 amino acids)
Source: RefSeq, marked reviewed